Messenger RNA from Oenanthe melanoleuca, 4126 nucleotides. It is a transcript of the gene SCARF2, whose product is annotated as scavenger receptor class F member 2. Lineage: Eukaryota; Metazoa; Chordata; Aves; Passeriformes; Muscicapidae. The record is from RefSeq and is a predicted model, not a curated record. Gene Ontology annotation, molecular function: scavenger receptor activity.
AUGGACCAGGGGCAGUGGGAGCACCAGGAGCUGGACCACAGUUCAUCUCUGCUGGAGCCACGGGACUCCCAGGACUCCCGGGAGCUGCUGGACCCCCGGGCUGCGCUGGGAGCCGGGAUUCCGCAUCCUCUCACUCGCCCUCGGGGACCCUCCCCGGUUUCGGCGGCGCUGCCCACCCGGGGGAGCCGCUCGGGGUCGCCGGGGCGGCGGCGGCGGCGGCGGCCCCCGGAGCCUGGCCCGCCGUCAGGGGAACCAAUGCGGAAUUUCCUGGCUGGCGGCGGAGCCCCUCCCGCCGCUGCAGAGAGGGGCGCGGGGGAGGCGGCGGGAGCGAUCGCAGCGCGGCUUCCGCCCGCCGAGCGGCAGCGGGGCCCGGCCGGGAGCGGGGCGGGCGGCGGCGGAGCCGGGGCGGGGAGCAGCGCCCGGCCCUGCACGGGCUGUGCCGGCUCCGGUUCCGGCGGGGCCCCGCCGCUGAUGGCGGCCCGCGGGCUGCGGCCGCCCCGCCGCGCCCGGGCUGGGGCCGCGCUGCUGCCGCUGCUGCUGCCGCUGCUGCUGCCGCUGCUGAGCCGCGGAGCCGCCCAGGAGCUGAGCCCCCGCGGCAGGAACGUCUGCAGGGCCGGCGGCUCCUCGGUUCUCGUGUGCUGCCUGGGAUGGAGGCAACAGGGAAGCGAGUGUUUAAUAGCCGUGUGCGAGGGGAACUUCACCUGCAAGGAGAACGAGGUGUGCGUCCGGCCGGGCGAGUGCCGCUGCCGCCACGGCUACUUCGGCGCCAACUGCGACACCAAGUGUCCCCGGCAGUUCUGGGGUCCCGACUGCAAGGAGAUGUGCACCUGCCACCCCAACGGGCAGUGCGAGGACGUGACGGGGCAGUGCACCUGCAACGCCAACCGCUGGGGCCCCAGGUGCGAGAACCUCUGCCUCUGCAAGCACGGCAAGUGCGACCAGAGGACGGGCAAGUGCACCUGCGAGCCCAACUGGUGGGGCCCGCAGUGCUCCAGCUCCUGCUACUGCAGCCACAACUCGCAGUGCGACCAGCAGACGGGCAGCUGCCUGUGCCAGCCGGGCUGGUGGGGCCGCGGCUGCAACAACCAGUGCUCCUGCAACAACUCGCCCUGCGAGCAGUUCACGGGGCGCUGCCAGUGCCGCGACAGGACCUUCGGGCCGCGCUGCGACCGCUACUGCCAGUGCUACCGGGGCAAGUGCAACCAGCUGGACGGGACCUGCGCCUGCGAGCCGGGCUACCGGGGCAAGUACUGCCGCGAGCCCUGCCCCGCCGGCUUCUACGGCCAGGGCUGCAGGAGGCGGUGUGGGCAGUGCAAGAGCCUGCAGCCGUGCACCGUGGCCGACGGGCGCUGCCUGACGUGCGAGGCAGGCUGGAACGGCACCAAGUGCGACCAGCCCUGCUCGCCCGGCUUCUACGGAGAGGGCUGUGAGAAGCUCUGUCCCCCCUGCAAGGAUGGCCACACCUGCAAUCACAUCAAUGGCAAAUGCUCCCACUGCAACCCGGGCUGGAUCGGAGACCGGUGUGAAACCAAGUGCCGGAACGGGACGUACGGGGAGAACUGUGCCUUCGUCUGCAGCGACUGCGUCAACGGCCAGUGCCACUUCGAGACUGGCCAGUGCCUCUGCCACCCUGGCUCCCACGGCACAUACUGUAACCUGACCUGCCCCCCCGGGCGCUUCGGGGCCAACUGUGCCGAGCUGUGCGGCUGCCACGACGGCGCCUGCGACCCGCUGACGGGCGCCUGCCACAUGGAGGCCAACCAGAGGAUGGGGGUGAUCGGGGCGGGGGCCCUCCUGGCACUGCUGCUCAUCCUCCUGCUCUCCCUGCUCUGCUGCUGCUGCGUCUACCGCAAGAAGGACGAAGCCGGCGGCUCCAGCCAGGACCCAGCAGCAGCCAAGAAGCCUCCAAGGCGUUUGUGUGGGCGGUUCAGUCGCAUUGGGAUGAAGCUCCCACGCAUCCCCCUGCGCCGCCAGAAGCUGCCCAAGGUCAUGGUGGCCCACCAUGACCUGGAAAACACCCUGAACUGCAGCUUCAUCGAGCCACUGUCUGUGGUGGAGCAGCCUUCCCCAUCCUGGUCGUCCCGUGGCUCCUUCUCCUCCUUUGACACCACAGACGAGGGGCCUGUGUACUGUGUCCCCCAUGAAGAGAGCAUGGGUGACAGCAGGGACAGAGGGACACCUGCCAGCCCCGGGGACAAGCUGGUGGUCCCCAUUAGCGGGGAGGAAGCGGGCGAGUACACGUUCCUGAAGGAGACGGGCUCUGUCCGAGCCUUCCCGACCGACAGCAGCGAGACGCCCCUGCUCAAGUCCUCGGACAGCGAACGCUCCUCCUGCGGUUCGGGCUCGGCCGGCGCCGCGCUCUACGCCAGGGUCGCCCGCCUCUCCAAGCAGUCCAGGGAGGAGGAGGAUGCCGCUGCGGAGCCCCGCAGCCCCGAGAAGCCGCCAUCCCCGGAAAGGACCAAGCCCCGUCCUCCAGACCCGGCCACGAAGCCCAAAGUCUCCUGGAUCCACGGCAGGUACAGCUCUGGCCAGUCCAACUCCCUGCCGGCACCCGGCCAGCCCCCAGAGCAAGUGGGCGCCCGGUCCGGCAGCCCCGAGCAAGACCAGAGCCUGGCCAGGAGGAAGAGGAGUCCGAGCGAGACGUCGGCCAGUGUGCAGGGCAGAGCGGAGGAGAAGGGCGGCUCCCGGGGCAAGGAGAAAGCUCAGAAGCAGCCAAAGGAGCCCGGCAUCCCCGAGGGCAAAUCCAACCUCUGCGGGGAGCCCCAGUCACCCUCCAAACCCAAGCAGAGGAGCAAAGCCGGCUCGGAGCCGAUGGAGACCAUCAACGGGGCGGUGCAGAACGCCUUCCGAAAGAUGGGCGCCUUCCAGCCGGAGCGGCGGGCCGGGGACACCAGGGAUGCUCCUUGUAGCCCCGGCACCAGCAAACCCCGCUCCGAGCCGCUGUAUCCCCAGCUGGCCUCCGAACUGGCCGCUCAGCUGAAGGAAAAGACUCAGAGCCUCAACAAGGGGGACGGAGGCAUCCGGGCGAACGGGGUCGGCGCCCAGCGGGAGAAGCCCACCCCUCCCCAGAAAGCCAAGCGCUCGGCGGCCGCCGGCGGCCAGAAGACCAGCAAACCCUUGCUGCCCACCUCUCCCCAUCUGCAAAAACUGAUCCCCGCCGCGGCCGAGACGGCAGCCGGGGAGCCCAAGUGGGUGGAGAAGCCGAGUGCCGGCAGCGGCCAGGAUCAGACUCUCCCCACGGACCAGACGGCCAAGAAAACUCCCAUUAAGAAGCCUCCCAGAAAGAAGAGCCGGGAAGCGAGCCUGGAGCCGCCCAGGGCAGCGGCUGCUGUGCCAGCUCAGGCAGUGCAGUGACCAGGAGCCGGCCACCGGCCCCGCACCGGCCGCACACCGGGAACAAGGACAUUUGCCAGCACAACCAGCGAACGUGGGAGCCCGGACUGGGCUAGGGGCACUGGAAGAGCCUUAAUCCUCCCUUUAUUGCCCUCCACCUCACUCAUCGCCCUUUGUGCCUUAGUCCUCCUUGCCCCAGGACCCCGUCCCUCCAGCCGUGCCCGCUCCUGCUCUCCGCCGGGUCUCGGCUCGCCGUCCCUCUGCGCAGGGCGGGACCGCCAGGAGCCGCCCCGGGGGCUCCGUGUGUGGCGUAUCCCCCCCACACACUCUUUUUGUAGCAGUAUUAUCGACCGCAUAAGCAGCGCUUGUACUAGACGUGCCCACGGUAUAUUCUGCAGUAACCGAGCCGCUCGCUUCCCGCUCUCCGUUCCGGUCUGUUUGGGUCGCGGAGCACGGGAGAGGGAGAGAGCUGCUGCUCCGUGCCCGGGGCAGUGCCACAGAUGUGCCCCGCAUCCACCGCCGGCAGCAGCUCCCCUGCCCCGGCGCCCUCCAGGCACAGCUCUCCACUGCCGGUGCAUGCCGGAGUGGGGUCGAGCUGGUUUCGACCGAUGCCACCCUCCCUCCCUCCGCCCCGGCGCUGCUCCUGGCCAGGAGGAAGCACUAUUUAUGGAUGGAGCUGGACGCCCUUCGGGCUCCUGCGUCCCGUCCAGUGGGACGGGAGGGAUUAGUUUGGUAUGAGAGAGCCUGGCACCUCUGCAGAGCGCUUUCCUAAUAAAAAUGUAUUUCUUCCAUA